AAUUACGAACAUUUUGCUAUAUUAAAAUACCUAUGUGUCCACUGAAAAUUUCGAGUAAUUUUUGUUCAAAGUUCAGUACUUACGAUUCGCAGCUGCUUUUUGCCUUGUUUUCGCAACUUCAAACUUCCACAACUUUUGAACCGUUGCACAUAGAGCUUUCGGUAAAAAACCAUUUUAAAAAGGAUGAAACUCCGAACAUUUUGAUUAUUUAAAACGCGCACAUGCUCACUGAAAAUUACGAGUAUUUUGAGUUUGAAGUUAAUGUACGUAGUAUGCAAAACUCAGCAAACUAAAAGUAUUCAUAAAAUCAUUAUUUUUCCACGAAAUGAUGAAAAUUUAACAUCAAUCGAUACGGAAUUUUAUUGUCUAUAAUUUGAUACUGCACCAAAGUUCACCAAAAUUCGCGAAUAAUCGAAAAAGUUGAAUUUUUUACACGAAAAAUUGCAUUCACCUUUUCAUCAUAUCACCUUUUCAGAUAGUUGACGGAACAGCCGCUAGGUGUCAGCCACUUCGUUUUUUUUCGCGAAUUUCUUUGAAAAUUUUAUCAUCUCGAAGAGAUGUAAACAAAAAUAUUUUUUUCUGUUAUCUGAAAAAACAAUUUUUGACCAAAAAAAUCCACAUUUUGUCCAUAAAAUUGAACCGAAUAUCGAAAAUUUUGGUUAACAAAUGAUCACAAAAAGGAAAAAGAAAGAUACGGAAACAUUACAUUGUAAUCGAAUGCUUCAAAUGUCCAAAAAUCUGUUCAGUUCGAGUUAAAAUUAUAACAACGUUGAAAUGAAAUGUGUAGUUUUAUGAACUUGCAGCUUGAUUGAGAAAGAAAUUCUCCUCAUCGUUUUAUUCUCUUCGAUUCACUCCGCAUCAUGGAAGUUACUUCAAAAAAUUUUGCAACCUGUUCGCCUGAGGUCCUGAGUGCGAUCGAUUCAGCAGAUUUUAUAUCAAUCGACUGUGAAUUUACCGGACUGCGAAACGGUGUCGAAACAACAGCUUACGAUACUCCUGCCGAAUAUUACACGAAAUUGAGAGAUGGCAGUUUGAGCUUUCUGCUGGUUCAAGUUGGAAUCUGUACUUAUAGAUAUGAUCAGGCUAAAAACAAAUACGUUUAUAAAGCUUUCAAUUUUUACGUAUUUCCACGAUCGAUCAACCGGAUAAAUAACGACGUUAAUUUUCUAUGUCAAGCGUCUUCUAUAAGUUUUCUAUCUAAUGCUGGUUUUGAUUUCAAUAAGUUAAUCAAAGAAGGUAUACCUUAUUUGACGUUAGCUGACGAAGAAACUUUACUGAAUGAACUUAAUCAAAAGUACCAGAAUAUAAACGAUACCGAAUCAUAUCCUAAAGUAGCGAUACCCGAUGAUUUAACUGGCAUCGUCAAUGAUAUUUGUAACAAAAUUGAAGAUUUCUUAUCACCUGAAAAUAAAGAAAAAGAACUACAGAUCGAUAAAUGCAAUGGUUUCGUUAGAAAGCUCGUUUUUCAGACCGCUUACGAGAAAUUUUCCACCAAAAAUUUCAGUCUGACUACGAAAUGGGUCGAUAACUCUGCAUAUUUAGUCGCUCAGAAAGGUAAAUCGAAGAUUGAGCAAGAUAAAGAGAAUUUUGAAAAAGACUUGAAUGAAUUAAAAGAUGCGUUUGGAUUUUCAAAAAUUAUUAAAUACAUAUCAGAUAGGAAAAAGCUAAUCGUUGGUCAUAAUAUGGUGCUGGAUAUUUGCCACAUUAUCAACAGGUUUUGUUUACCUUUACCUCCCAGUUAUACCGAAUUCAAGGAAAUAGUUCAUCAAUUAUUUCCCAAAGUUAUUGACACGAAAUAUAUGUGCAGCACAUCACCUUUCAAAGAUCUCAUUCCUUCCAGUGUAAUGGAUCAUAUGAUGAAGCAGUUACGAGAACCUCCUUUUAAAUUAGCUGAUAUAGAACCCGAAAGUUCAGAGUUCGGUUACUCUGAAACUGAAAGUAAAGCUCAUGAAGCCGGAUAUGACGCUUACAUGACCGGAUUAGCUUUCAUCACUCUUACUGCUCACCUUGGUAAAAAAGCUAAACAAAAUUUAGUAAAAUGUGAUUCUGAUUUGUUGAAACCGUAUGAAAACAGAUUAUUUUUAAUGAGGAUAAUGGAUUAUUCGUAUAUGAAUCUUAAAGGAGCCGAACCUGUACCUAAAAGAAAUCACGUUUAUCAUAUCACGUUUCCAAAAGAAUGGAAGACUAGCGAUAUCAUGCAACUUUUCAGUCCUUAUGGUAACAUUCACGUAUCCUACUGCAACCAAACGACCGCCUGGGUCACGCUUCUCAACGCCGAAAAAUCCGACCAGGCUACUUCCGGUCUAACUGAAUCGACUGCAAGUCCCAUCAGCACAGUUCGAAAACCUUUUUCGGUUCUAACGUGGAGUACGUUCGAGAAAAACAAACGAACCAACGCGAAAAUCUCGGCACCGAGUAAAGUAGCCACGUCUCGGGGUCAAAACAAUGUCCAAAAAGUGGUCCAUGAAGCGAGCAGUACCGUUGAAAAGAAACGUACUAGUGAUAUCGACGAUAUACCUCGUAAAAAGAAGAAAAAAGAGAAUUCGGUAAUAACUCAGGAUUCUCGUUCGAUUAAAAACCGGAAAAAAAUGGUUAAAGAUCAAGAUCCCUCGAAACAGGAGCAUGUUCGUGAAAACUCUGUACUAUCGAGCGUUUGUGAGUUUCGCACAUUUGUAUUCUUCGUAGCUGUGUUGAUAUUUCUAGCCACCAAUUAUUUAUUAGGAUAGAAAGCUAAACCGAACAUAAUGCUCGAUCAUUUGAAAAAGGUCAACGAACCUUUAACACAGAAAACAUUCGAAGAACCUUCUUCGUGGGAUUGAGUCAUCGAUUCGGUGUUUGAACGUGUGAUAUUCAACGAGACGACGUAAUUUUUACCUAUUUACGUAAUGAAGUGAACAUAAACAAAAAAGUAUUUUUAAAUUCUCUCUCAUUUUGUUAAUUUAAAUACAAGAUGUACAAAAUAAUAAAAAAAAUAAAUAAAAUCAAAACGUA
Planococcus citri (citrus mealybug) is the source of this 2991-nucleotide messenger RNA. Its product is annotated as poly(A)-specific ribonuclease PARN-like. NCBI's taxonomy places the organism in Eukaryota, Metazoa, Arthropoda, Insecta, Hemiptera, Pseudococcidae. Gene Ontology annotation, molecular function: RNA binding; poly(A)-specific ribonuclease activity; metal ion binding. Gene Ontology annotation, biological process: nuclear-transcribed mRNA poly(A) tail shortening. The transcript has 15 exons. Gene Ontology annotation, cellular component: nucleus; cytoplasm. Bases 861 to 2726 code for a protein of 621 amino acids. The record is from RefSeq and is a predicted model, not a curated record.